Messenger RNA from Fimicolochytrium jonesii, 1502 nucleotides. RefSeq names its product WD40-repeat-containing domain protein. Gene Ontology annotation, cellular component: nuclear pore. Gene Ontology annotation, molecular function: RNA binding; ubiquitin binding. Gene Ontology annotation, biological process: transcription-dependent tethering of RNA polymerase II gene DNA at nuclear periphery; RNA export from nucleus. Lineage: Eukaryota; Fungi; Chytridiomycota; Chytridiomycetes; Spizellomycetales; Powellomycetaceae. Bases 282 to 1349 code for a protein of 355 amino acids. The record is from RefSeq and is a predicted model, not a curated record. The transcript has 7 exons.
CAUUGGUCUCACGCGUUGAAGCAAUUCCGACGCGUGAACAGCCAAAGAGCUGAUUUAAUUCAGGCACGUGCUCUAAUCUGGAGACCACCUCGGACACGGUUCUCCAGGAAAGCUUCAAUGUGGGGCAACCAAUUGCAUAUGUAUGUGUUGUGGAGGGCCCAAUCUUGCAGCCGCUCAAGGACUCCCAUAUUUGUGCAAACAACACAACUCUCAGGCUCUUUUGAGCUUUGUCUGACGUUGAAACGGCAACGAAACAGUGACCUUUAGACUUAGGGCUCAUAAUGAGUGCCUUCGGCUCCCUAGGGGCGCCCGUCGCUCAGAAGGAUGUAGAGAUAUCUCAACCACCUGGAGACACAGUAUCGGAACUGAGAUUCUCACCGCGGGCGAACUUGCUAGCGGCAUCCUCCUGGGAUAACCAAACUCGUAUCUGGGAGAUCUCCUCGAAUGGGCAGAGCAUACCUAAAGCUGCCAUCCAGCAUGAGGCCCCGGCGUUGUGCGUGGAUUGGUCUGCGGAUGGAACCAAGCUGUUGUCAGGAGGAUGCGACAAAGCGGGCCGGAUGAUGGACAUUACAACAGGGCAAACGAUGCAGGUUGCAUCGCACGAUGCACCAAUCAAAAGCUGUCGAUUUAUGGAGUUUCAAGGAUCAACAAUUGCUGUAACUGGAAGUUGGGAUAAGACGCUGAGGUUUUGGGAUUUGAGGCAGCCAACACCGGUCCACACGUUUCCACUGCCGGAACGGUGUUAUGCUAUGGAUGCCUACGGGCCGAUGUUGGUAGUGGGCACAGCAGAUCGCAACAUGCUCAUUUUCAGCACAUCAAAUUUAGGCCAGCCAUAUAAGGUGAUGCCGCCUAUUCUCAAAUGGCAAACACGCACUCUUGCCUGCUUCCCUAGCACGGAUCAAGCAGAGAUGGGCUUUUGCUUUGGAAGCAUCGAAGGAAGAUGUCAAUUACAAUGGCUUGAAGACGGCUCGAAGCCACCACCACCACCCCAACGCUCCUUCUCCUUCCGCUGCCACCGAACCGAAAAAGAAACUUACGCCGUCAACUCCAUCUCCUUCCAUCCCGUCUACGGAACCUUUGCAACCUGCGGCGCCGAUGGAACAAUAGCUUUCUGGGACAAGGACGCCAAGUCACGCCUCAAGAACUUCCCUACAGUUGGCUCGGCCAUCACCGCGUCCAGCUUCAACUUUGACGGAACCAUCUUUUCAUACGCGACGGGAUACGACUGGUCUAAGGGGCAUGAGGAGCACAAACAGGGGAGUAAGGUGGCGAUCAUGCUGCAUUCGUUGAAUCCGGCCGAUAUCAAGCCGAAGCCGCCAGGUGUGAAGUUGCCGGGGAAGAAGUAUUGAUUUGGGUCACGGGAAUGUAUAUAGCAUAUCUAUGUGUGCGCCAACGCACAACUCUUACAAGCUGAGCAUGCUCGAGGAAUAUGUACAUCGCAUGCUCCGCUUAACAUACCUCAAUGGCAUCAAACUGAAAAUAUAUAAGCCUUACGAAACGAA